CCAACGUCAAUGAUGAAGCAUCACCAAAGGCCCUCCACUCCAGAGGCUUACCUUUGCUCCUGGCACGCCAAAGACGUAGCGGACCCCAGCAUUGUACAAGCUGUUCACGAUGACUUGGGCGACAGUGUCUUCGGCCAUUAUGGUCUUCUUCCUGUCAGAAUCUGUAGAAUGUGAGAAUGAUCAUCGUGGAGACAUUGUUGUUAGAACAAUGAAUGGUCUUUUCCGAUUCCUUCAAGGAGAGAAUACCUUAUGAAGUGCAUCCGGAUGACGUAAUCAUGAACACAUCCGAAGGUAGCCGGCACUCACCGUCAUUCAUACCGGACCGUCAAGCCAUCGAACACUUCAAUCUUUGUCAGUCUGUUUGUCGCCUUUGAGUAGUUCAGAGAUUGUUCAAAGGAACAACAUCUCAUCCGCUUGGAGACUCGCCAAAAGACAGCUUUGUAGCAGCAAACGACACUGCCGGAACACCUCUCCACGAAGCUACCACAAAGAUGGCCGUUAACGAGCUGUACCAGUACAGCCUCGUGAACGCCCUAAUGAGCGGCGUCUCCGAGUCCGGCAUCACCGCCAAACAACUGAUCGAAAAGGGAAACAUCGGCCUAGGCACAUUCGUCAAAAUGCAAGGAGAACUGCUCCUCCUCGACGGCAAGGUCUACCAACUCCUAGCCGGAGGCAAGAUCAGAAUAGCAGACGAUACCGACCAGAUCCCAUACGCUGUCUGUACCCGUUUCAAACCUCAGAGUACCGAGACCCUCACUCUCGAGAACAAAGACUCAGUCGAUACCGUCCUGGAGAAAUUCAAUGACCACGCCAGCAACUUGUUCAUGGCAUACCGCAUUGAAGGACGUUUUCGCUAUCUCAAGUGCCGUACCGUCAAGGGUCAAGAAUACGACGGCCAACCACUCUCGGAGCUGGGAAAGAAGCAAUUCGUUGCAGAGUAUGACAACAUCGAAGGAACUAUCGUCGGAUUUCGCUCGCCCUCUGCAUGGCAAGGCUUCUUCGUGGCAGGCGAACACAUGCAUUUCAUCGAUAAAGAUCUGAAGGUUGGGGGCCAUGUUCUGGACAUUGCGGACGGCGAAGUCUCGAUGGGAGUGGCGACUAUCCACCAGAUACACUUUGAGUUGCCGACGAGCGAGAAGUUCAAUUCAGCGAAGAUGUCCACGGAUGAUGUUGGGCUGAAGUCGGUCGAAGGUUGAUCAGGGCUUGACCAAGCGCGACCGAGACACGUUUGGCAUUCCUAUUCUGCGUCGAUGAGUCUGGUACAAAUGCAGGACGUGUUCCAGGACCGCUUUACAAUGUCACCGUGGCGUGCUUGUGCUCGAUGCGGUUUCUCAAUCUUUGUCGCCCACAAAACAAUUUUCAAUUCUCCCUUUG
Molecule: messenger RNA, 1374 nt
Organism: Exophiala viscosa
Lineage: Eukaryota; Fungi; Ascomycota; Eurotiomycetes; Chaetothyriales; Herpotrichiellaceae
Product: alpha-acetolactate decarboxylase
Exons: 1
Coding region: 492-1196 (234 amino acids)
Biological process (GO): acetoin biosynthetic process
Molecular function (GO): acetolactate decarboxylase activity
Source: RefSeq, a predicted model, not a curated record